Molecule: messenger RNA, 2160 nt
Organism: Alternaria conjuncta
Lineage: Eukaryota; Fungi; Ascomycota; Dothideomycetes; Pleosporales; Pleosporaceae
Exons: 1
Coding region: 1-2160 (719 amino acids)
Biological process (GO): transcription preinitiation complex assembly; DNA-templated transcription initiation; transcription by RNA polymerase III
Cellular component (GO): transcription preinitiation complex; transcription factor TFIIIB complex; nucleus
Molecular function (GO): TBP-class protein binding; RNA polymerase III general transcription initiation factor activity; RNA polymerase III type 3 promoter sequence-specific DNA binding
Source: RefSeq, a predicted model, not a curated record
AUGUCGGCAGCUCAGGUCGCAAGGGGACCGCGGAUCAAAGGUCUGAGCGAUCCCUACCACUAUCAAUCCAAAGCAACGCAACGAAGCAAGGCGCCCGUGGUGGCUGCCACCAAAACCGCGAAACGUACAUACACCUGCUGCGAGAAACCCGAGAUAGAUACUUCCGACAAUGAAGUCUUGUGCUACAACUGCGGUGCUGUCCACGGCGAAAACAACAUCGUCUCCGAGGUUACUUUUGGCGAAACUUCGGGCGGAGCAGCCAUUGUCGAGGGUGGCUUCAUCCACGCCAACCAGCGUCACGCGAAUUCCAUGGGCGGCACUAUGCGGGGUCUGGAGGGCAUGGGGAGCAGGGACCAAGCUGCGAUGAAUGGCAAGAACUCCAUCGUAGCUCUAGGCGCAUCUCUCAACCAGCGCGAGGCCGUCGUAGAACAGGCUUACAGCUGGUACAAGCUCGCCAUGAACCACCGAUUCAUCCAGGGUCGCCGCAUGAGGACCGUUGCCGCUGUCGCGAUCUACAUGGCGGCACGGAGACAACCCGAGAACACGCUCAUGCUCAUCGAUCUGGCCGAGAAGAUUCAGACCAACGUCUGGCAGCUCGGAGACACGUACAAACAGUUUCUGGAGAUGUUGAAGGAGGACGACCCCGCACAGCUCGUGGGCACAAAAGCCGUUCAGGAGAUCGAGCCGUUGAUGCUGAAGUACUGUCGAAAGCUCGAGUUUGGAGAGGAUUCUCACAGGGUCGCCGACGACGCCUGUAGGGUCCUGAAGCGCAUGAACCGCGACUGGAUGGUGCAAGGUCGUCAGCCGGCUGGGUUGUGCGGCGCCUGUAUCAUCAUAGCCGCCCGCAUGAACAACUUCCGCCGGACCAUCCGAGAGGUCGUCUACGUUGUCAAGGUCGCCGACUCCACCAUCACCUCCCGUCUAUACGAAUACAAGAGGACACAGAGCGCGGCUCUCACGGUCAACCAGUUCCGAGAGUUCGGACCCCGUCUCAAGGUCAAGGCUCAGCCUCCUGCCAUUUGGAGGCGCGCAGAAAAGGAAGAGCGAAGGGAAAAGAGGAGGCAACGAGCAAUUGAGGGUGGCGACCCGGAUACUACAGAGAACCAGUCGGGAGAUAGCGAGGCAGAAGGAGGUUCGGAUACCGCACCAAAACGCACGAGCAAGAGGCGCAAGUCAAAUGACGGUUCAUCUCAGCCAGUUGCGACCCAGACGGAAGCUUCUGGUACACAGAAUAGCGAUCCAUCCUCGGAGUUAGCGGCUCUUGACGGCAACACGGAGGCGGUCCUGGAGUCUGUUGUUAGUGCAGUCGAGGAAGUCGAGGCCGGUGAGACCAUCGACCCAGACUUUGUCAUGCCUAAGAAGCGUGGCCGACCACCAAAGAAGCCGCGAGUGCCCGUCGUGAUCGCCGAAGAGGAUCUCGAAAUUGAGCACGAGCUUGAAGACGAAGUCACAAAUACCAUCAAGGACUGGGAGGGUAUCUUCAAGGAAAUUGCCAACAGCGAAGACCACGAGCUACUCAGGCGUUCUGGCUGGACAGCAGCAGAGAUGGCCCGCGUCGCCGCCGACACCCGCGAUGCCGUCCCCGUAAACACAGAUCCUGAGAUUGGUGAAGACGAGUUCAACGACGACCCCGACGUUGCCACCUGCAUCCUCAACCCCGAGGAAGUCCGCCGCAAGGAAGCCAUCUGGAUCACGGAGAAUGAACAAUGGCUGCGCGACCAACAGACCAAGAUGUUGCAGGCCGAACUCGAGGCCGCAGAGGACAAGCCUAAGAAACCCAAACAAAAGCGCAAACACCACCAGAUGGGCGAUGGCAAUGUCCUUGAGGGCCAGCCUGCGGCUAGCGCGGCGGACGCUGCCCAUAAGAUGCUCAAGAAGCGCGCCAAAGCUUUCAGUAACCACAUCAACUACGACCGACUCAAGGAGUUGUUCCCCGGCGGUCACCCUUCUGCGAGCCCAUCUGCCAGCGGUCAGGGUGCUAGUUCAGCCUCCACCCCGCAAGCUGUUGUGCAGCAGCCUGUAGAUGUCGACGCGGAAGGCGAAGAAGAAGAGGAGGAGGAGGAGGAAAUGGAAGAGGUAGAGGAAGAAGAGGAAGAUUUGGAGCACAACUACUUGGAAGACGAUGAUGAAGGAUUUGCUAACGAAAGCUACGACUACUAG